Molecule: messenger RNA, 1072 nt
Organism: Durio zibethinus
Lineage: Eukaryota; Viridiplantae; Streptophyta; Magnoliopsida; Malvales; Malvaceae
Product: ethylene-responsive transcription factor LEP-like
Biological process (GO): regulation of DNA-templated transcription
Molecular function (GO): DNA binding; DNA-binding transcription factor activity
Source: RefSeq, a predicted model, not a curated record
AACUUCAAAGCUUUCUUUUAUCUCCAUGGAUUUCAGCAACUCAAAAACCAACUCACCUUCCUCUUCUAAAAAUAAAAGAAAGCAGCAGCAACCUCAGCAGCAACAACAGCAACAAGAAACAAGAUUCUUGGGGGUAAGGAGAAGACCAUGGGGCAGAUACGCAGCUGAGAUAAGAGACCCUUCCACAAAAGAAAGGCAUUGGCUUGGCACCUUUGACACUGCCGAGGAAGCUGCCUUAGCAUACGAUCGUGCCGCUCGCUCCAUGCGUGGCUCCAAGGCUCGAACCAAUUUUGUCUAUUCCGAUAUGCCAGCUGGCUCAUCUGUCACCUCCAUCAUCUCCCCUGACGAAUCACAGCACGACAUGUCAUCCAUUUUUUCGAUUAAUCCCCCUUUCCUCCAACAAAAUGAUGCUAACCAGAACCAUCUUCUCCUCACUCAAGACCCUUUCAAUGCAUGCCAGUUUUCUUCCGGGUUAGCAGCAGGGGAUGGGUGGACCCAAGAAAGUGAUACGGUUGGGUCUUACAGGCCCAUUACUGGUGUCACGGAUGCGGGAAAUGGUGGUUCACAACAGUUCAGCGAUGACUCUGAACUGCCACCUUUGCCUCCUGACGUCUCCUCUACUUGUUAUGGGUCUGGAAUUGAUGCUUCCGAUAUGGGUUAUGGAGCUUGGAAUGACACAGGACUUUUCGGGCUCCCGGAUCAAGCAUCAAAUGGGUUUGACUCAGGAAUGAGUGGACCGUAUAUGGGUUUUAACUCUUACGAGUUUGUGCAACACAGCCCACUUUUUGGGAAGAUGCCAGGGGUUCCUGAUACGGCAGCUGACGGAUUCGAUUUGGGUUCUUCAUCGGGUUACUUCUUUUAAUAGCUGCCACAAAAGUAAAAAGUGCUACAGCCACUACCUGCUACAACCACUACCAGUACUAUAUAUCUUAUCAUGAAAAUUAAUGCGUCAGUUUAGUUUUGAGGUCUUGCUGUUACUGGCUUUCUUUUUUGAUGUUUUCAGCGGUAAGUAACGGAUUCUUGGGUUGUUGGAUUUUGAUACAUUUUGGGAAAAUGGUCCUGCUUCUAAGCC